This is a messenger RNA of Oldenlandia corymbosa var. corymbosa, 228 nucleotides long. NCBI's taxonomy places the organism in Eukaryota, Viridiplantae, Streptophyta, Magnoliopsida, Gentianales, Rubiaceae. The record is from the annotation of a GenBank genome assembly.
AUGGGUAUCAGACUGUUAUCGAAAAUCCCUCAAUCAAAGCUGAUCUCAAAAUUGAAAUCUGGAAUGCUUUCAUCGCUUACAGGUGCAGAAAUUCCAAAAGGACACAUGGCGGUGUAUGUUGGCGGGGAUGCUUAUCAGAAGAAAAGAUAUGUGGUUCCAGUAUUCAUACUUGAAUCAUCCUUCAUUCCUGGACCUUUUGAAGAGGGCAGAGGAAGAAUUUGGGUUUGA